UUGACACUCGGCCGUACCUCCCGAGCAGAGGCUGAAACAGGAGAACUACACGGGUGGAGGAAGGGUAGGGGCGACAGUCUGUGGCUAAACCAGGCGUCCACAGUUAGGGCACAAGCCAUCGCACCUCCUGUAUCAGUCCCCGAAGGAAGACAGAGGCGAGCGCAUUCAAGACGCUAGUGGAGCGCCUUUACCUAGUUACAACUAAUGGUGAAGUGAUGCCAGUGGAGUGAGCCGGUAAAAGGCUGGAGAGAGCCAUGCUGGAGGCAGACUCUGACCCCGAUGCCGCUGCUGUGGCAGGAGAGGGGGAGAUGGAGCUGGGGAGUGGAGACCUCAAAUCUGAAGUGCUUCGGCUGACGUUGGAGCUUCAGGAGGCCACAGAGGAGAAACUGCAGGCUGCGCGCUACGGCCUGGUGGUGUUGGAGGAAAGCUCUGCCCUGAAGAAAAAGCACCAGCAGCUAGAAGAAGAACAUGAAACCCUCAAAGUAGAGCUGCAACAGUUGAGAGAGGCAUUUGCAGAUUCUGUGAGCAGCCAAAAGCGCGCAGCGGCUGAUGGAGAGUGCCGCGAAGAAAGCUUACUGCAGGAGACUGCCUCGAAGGAGGCUGCCAUGGCAACUCGCAUGGAAGAGAUUCAGGCAGAGCUAAAACAGACGCGACUCGCUCUGAGUAACGCUCACGCUGAAAUUGAUAGACUGGCCGUCCUGUCCACGCAGUUAAAAAAGGAGUGUGAAUGUUUGGAGGCUGAGAAAGGCCACCUGAGAGACGAGAUGAAGGAGUUUAAAGUGCGUGAGCUGCGACAGUUACAGGACAACAGUGAAUUAGAAGAAGAAAACACAUCACUGCAAAAACAGGUUUCUGUGCUGAAGGAAAACCAGGUCGAGUUUGAGUCCAUGAAGCUGGAGCUGACCCAGAAGAACGAGGAGCAGGAAGAGCUGAGAGCCCAGCUGGAUGAGGCUGCACGGCUGAAGGAGAUCGCGGAGCGGCAGCUGGACGAGGCCCUGGAGGCUCUGAGUGAGGAGCGGGAGCAGAAGAACAGUCUACGCAGAGAGCUCUCUGCCCUGACCCUCAACCCCUUUGAGUCCAACCUGGAGCUACAUCUGGACCACCUGGACGACAGUCAGGAGGAGGGUCAUGGCGGAGAGGCUGAGGGAGAGGAGCAGGACUCUACCUUUAACAACAGUCCUGGGUCUACUCCCGGUUCUGCUAACCCUCCUCACUCUGGGGGCUCCAAAACUAAUGGCCUCAUCCACCGCUCAGUGCCACGGCGAGCUCCUACCUCUGGGCUGGUGUCAGACCUGCUGAGUGAGCUGCACUUUUCUGACAGCCAGAAACUAAAGCAGCAACUUUUACAGGUUGAACGAGAGAAAUCUAGCCUGACCAGUAAAGUGGAGGAGCUGCAGAUGCAGCUGGUGAUGUCAAAACAGGCCCUGAGUCAACACGAGGACAAGGUGGAGGCUCUCACCCGAGAGUUGGAGGCAGUGAGAAACGGCACUCUUCCCAAAACAGAAGGAGAUAAUGAAUCAGAGAAUGGAGAAGUAUUUGACUAUGAAGUGGAUACGAAGAGUAAGGAGGUACUUGAAGCCAGGAUGCGAGCGGCCAGUGAAGAACUGUUGAAACUCCGAGAUGAGCUGUCUCAAGCAGGAGCCCGAUACAACAACCUGGAGCAGAGAUACAAACAGGAGAAGGAGCGCUGGAGGUCUGAGGCCCAGGAGCUUGCGGAUAAGAUCCGGCAGUGUAUUAAGUCCAGUAAACAAGAUCAGGAGCGCAUAACUGAGCUGGAGAAAGAGAUCGGGGCUACAAGGAAAGUGGCUAUUGAUUCAGAGGGACAUUUGAGUGUAGCGCAGGAAGAGCUGCUGGCCUUCUCUGAGGAGCUGUCGAAUCUCUAUCACCACAUCUGUGUUUGCAACAACAUAACACCCAAAAGAGUGACUCUAGACUACUACAGAGGAGGAGGGGGCAGUGGGCGAAGGCUACCUCACCCUCAGCACAGUGUCCCAAAGAAGCGCCCUGAUGAAACAUUCAUCUCCAAAGCUGCAGCGCUGCAGUUCAUGGGUGAAGUGGACAGCUGUGGGGCCAGUGGUGACUCCUCCAGUUGCCCAGGGUCCCCCACUCUAGACUUCAGGGACCCCUCAAAUGUGCGCAACCUGGUGGCUGUCAUACGCUGCCAAAUCAAGCAUUUACGGGUGGCAGUGGAUGUGUGUCGUCAGCGGGGUGCCAUGCCAUACUCUGGGCUCAGUGCCAGUGUGGAGGCCGAGCGCGACACUGAGAGCCUGAUGGAGGAGGUCCUGAAACUCAAGUCUCUUCUGAGCACCAAGAGGGAGCAGAUCGCUACACUAAGAACUGUUCUCAAGGCUAACAAACAGACUGCAGAGCUGGCUUUGUCCAACUUGAAAACCAAGUAUGAGACUGAAAAGGGCAUGGUGUCAGAAACCAUGGUGAAACUGCGGAAUGAGCUCAAAGCUCUUAAAGAAGAUGCUGCCACCUUUUCCUCUCUCAGAGUCAUGUUCGCCAGUCGGUAAGUCCGUUAAUACCUUCAUCUGUGGGAUAUGAAGUGUGAAUGUGGAAGAACCUAAAUGUUUCUUCAGUCAUUCUUUACCUGGAGUGGCCCUUGUGUUUUGUCCCUCUUCUGCCACUAUUUCUGUAAUCUGAUUACAAUACUUA
This is a messenger RNA of Boleophthalmus pectinirostris (great blue-spotted mudskipper), 2658 nucleotides long. RefSeq lists its product as uncharacterized. Gene Ontology annotation, cellular component: cytosol; Golgi apparatus. The record is from RefSeq and is a predicted model, not a curated record. Gene Ontology annotation, biological process: protein localization to organelle; microtubule anchoring at microtubule organizing center; regulation of microtubule cytoskeleton organization. The transcript is spliced from 8 exons. Lineage: Eukaryota; Metazoa; Chordata; Actinopteri; Gobiiformes; Gobiidae. Gene Ontology annotation, molecular function: cytoskeletal adaptor activity; dynactin binding; dynein complex binding. The coding region runs from base 255 to 2516 and encodes 753 amino acids.